CAACUUCUCUCUCCCUUAUUUCACCUAUACCAAACAUUUCCUUCGAGUGCCAGAGUCAACCAACUACCUCUUCUUACCCAAAUCAGGUAGCGGGCCCACAUAACGUAAACCCUUUUUCUCUAUCUGGUGGCGCCAUACUAUAUAAACUCUCGUUAUCCUAAUCCUACAGGACCACACUUUUUCGCUCUCAUUCAACUCCACACUGUCUUCGUCUUCCUCCCCUCUCUGCGAAUCCCAUUCCAUCUUCUUCUCUGGAUAUCCCUUAGUGCAUGACUUGCUAAGAGAAUAUAUGCACUGAUUCAAUUAACCUUGAAUUAUGGCGCCAAAGACUAGAUUGGAUCCCGGCACAGCUAGCCAAGAGGAAUUGGCUUUCAAGGGGGCUUUCUCAAGUGGACAGCGGGGAAAUUUGAGAAACGUCGAUUCGAAUAGGGGGGCUUUCUCAAAUGGACAGUGGGGAAAUUUGAGAAACAUCGAUUCGGAUAGGUCUGCAAGCUUUCGUGAUGGUAAUGACAGUCAGAUGUUUAUUUCUGAUACUAGUAUGUUGCAGGGAAGUUCUACAUUUUCACGAGAUUCGGAUCCAUUUGCCCAGUAUUUAAAGUUGGAUCCAAUAACCACAGGAGGCCAAAAGUAUACAAGUUUAAAUGACUUAAAACGGGUUCUGGGGAUAUCUCCUGUAAACACCCUUGGAGAUUGUGCUUUUCAAACUGGUAAUCCGAAGUCUCGCAUUCCAGCGGAUCCGGAGGAUUUGAAACGAUUCAAAGCACGUCUACAGGAGGCUUCUGCUAGGGCUAGUUAUGGAUCAAAGAAGUUGGAUGAAUCUGUACACAAAUUAAACAAACAUUGGGAGGCGGUAAACUCAAACAAGCAAUUUCAGAACGAGGGGUUACGAAAUGAAAGGAUGAGGGGGUCCCAUUUAUCUAACAUGGGAAGUCAGACUCAUCAGAGCAUUACAGAGCUUGCAAAUAACAAACCAGAGGAUAUACCUAAUAAAAUCAUUCCGAACACGCACAUCAGUACAUCAGCUGUUGAGAUACAGGCGGAAGGGCAAAACAAUAGCUUUAGCAGACAGCCUUUGACAAUUGGAAAGGAUAAAGACAACAUCAAGGAUGUUGGUAAGGUUUGUGAUGGUGUUCAAGAGAAGGUUCAGAGGUUACUUGUAAGUGAAGAAACAUGGGAUAGAAAAAUGAAAAGAAAACAUUCCAUGGGCACCGACUUAGCCGGAUCCACAGAUGGGGAAGGAGAGCUUAAAAGCUUUAAGUAUUUAAAGCAAGCUAGUAUGUCUGGUCUGCGGUCUUGUGACAGUCUUCAAGAGAAGAUUCAAAGGUUACCUAUAAGUGGAGAAACAUGGGAUAGAAAAAUGAAAAGAAAACAUUCCAUGGGCACUGUCUUAGCCGGAUCCACUGAUGGGGAAGGAAAGCCGAAAAAAAUGAAAAGAAAACAUUUUACGGGCACCACCCUAGCCGGAUCCACUGACUCUGGUCUGCAGUCUUGUGAUGCCAUAGGUUUGAGUAGGUCAAGGCGACCACUAAUGAAGAAGUCACACAAUAGUAAAGAUAUUGCUCAUCUUGGGCAUCCAUCAACUAGUAGUUCCCCGAAUAUUGCUGGUAUGUCGGGUGAUGACAAGGAGGAACUAUUAUUUGCGGCCAACUUUGCUAGCAAUGCCAGCUAUACUGGCUGUUCUAGCUCAUUCUGGAAGAAAAUGGAACCUAAUUUUGCUCCGGCCAACUUGGAAGUCAUAGGCCACUUGAAGCAGCAGGUUAAAACAAUAGAGGAUGAUCAAAGUUAUUUGUCUCAAAAGCUUUGCCUUCAAAGUGAUGCCCCGGAUGGGAUUGUGCUUACGAACAACCUUUUUUCGCAAUAUCCACUUGAAGGAGAAAGAGGGAGAAACAUUUUAAAUCAAUCUGAUUCAAAAGAGCUAUCUUCAAUGUUUGACAUGGUUGAUCAACCUCACGAUGGCAGCUUUCUGUCCAGUCAAAUGGAUUUAGAAUACAAACUACCACCAUUGUACCGAAGAGUAUUGACAGCUCUGAUCAUUGACGAUCAAACUGAAGAAACUGUUGGAGAUGAAAACAUAUAUUUUCUGCAUGAAAGAGAUGACCCUCCUGUUGGAUCCUACACUGAGACAGUUUCCUGUAAUGGGAAUGCUACCUUUACAUGUGACGAAGUGUCUAUGGAGGAUAAACUCUUAAUGGAGCUACAGAGUGUCGGCAUAUACCCAGAACCAGUGCCUGAGCUUGCUGAUGAGGGUUGUGAAGCUAUUGAUCAAGAAAUUACUCAAUUGCAGAAGGGAAGCUGUCUACAGUUCUUCAAAAAGAAAGAAGGAUUUAUGAAAUUUAAUCAAGCAGUAGAAGAUGCCAGGGAACUGGAACAGCGAGCCCUUGAGCAAGUUGCUAUGGAAAAACUUGUUGAGUUGGCUUAUAAGAAGAAGCUGGCCUCUCGGGGAACUAUUGCAGCAAAGUAUGGAAUUUCUAAGAUCUCAAGGCCAGUUGCUUUGGCUUUCACGAAGAGGAAUCUUACUAGAUGCCAGACAUUUGAGGAAACCAGGAAAAGUUGCUUUCUGGAUCCCAUGUUUAAAGAUGUCCUAUAUACAACUCCUGCUCUUGACAACUAUACUGUUUCAACUGUUGCUGUUAACCGACCACUUGCUCAAAACUCUCGGCAAGAUUUUGCACCACCAGGUUCAUUUCCUUUCAGGGAGCAAAAUGUCUUGGGAAAUUCAAACCAUCCAUCUAACCUGGAUUUUGCCAGGACUGGACCAAUACUGAACGGAGGGAAGAAAGGUAAAGUGCUACCUGAUAAUGUUGGUGCUAGUGCAUAUUUGGGAGAGAAGAAAGGAGAAGUGCUACUUGAUGAUGAUGGUGCUAGUGAUUCUUUGGGAGGGAAGAAAGGAAAGGUGCUACUUGAUGAUGUUGGUGCUAGUGCUUUGGAAGGGCAGAAAGAAAAAGUGCUACUUGAUGAUAUUGGUGCUAGUGCUUCUCUGGGAGGGAAGAAAGGAGAAGUGCUACUUGACGGUGUUGUUGCUGGUGUUGGUCCUAGUGCUUCUUUGGGAGGGGAGAAAGGAGAAGUGCUACUUGAUGAUGUUGGUGCUAGUGCUUCUUUGGGAGAGAAGAGAGAAGUGCUACUUGACGAUGUUGGUGUUGAUGCUAGGGCUUCUUUGGGAGGGAAGAAAGGAGAAGUUCUACUUGCUAGUGCUUCUUUGGGAGGGAAGAAGGGAGUUGAGGAUGUUGGUGCUAGUGCAACUCUUGGUAAUUCAUUCUUGGGCGGAACAAUGGGAAAGAGGAGUAAAAGAGGGAAGAAACGAGAAGUGCUACUUGAUGAUGUUGGUGCUAGUGCUUCUUUUGGAGGGAAGAAAGGAGAAGUGCUACUUGACGGUGUUGGUGUUAGUGCUUCUUUGGGAAGCAAGAAAGGAGAAGUGCUACUUGACGGUGUUAGGUCUAGUGCUUCUAUGGGAGAAAAGAGAGAAGAAGUUCUACUUGACGAUGUUGAUGUUGAUGCUAGUGCUUCUUUGGGAGGGAAUAGAGGAGAAGGGCUAGUUGCUAGUGCUUCUUUGGGAGGGAAGAAGGGAGUUGAGGAUGUUGGUGCUAGUGCAAAUCUUGGUAAUUCGUUCUUGGGUGGAACAACGGGAAAGAGGAGUAAAAGAGGGACGGGGAAGGACACUUCUAUGAGAAAUUAUGUUAAAAGAGGUGGUCAUUCUUCUGCAAGUAACACAAGGAGUGAGCGUAAAACAAAAGUGAAGGCCAAACCACAGACAGAUGGACUCUCUACUUCUGCAAAAGGAUCUCUUAGCAAGUUGGUGGGAAAUACUAACUCUAAGCAUCAAUUGGCUUGUGGCUCUGAUCAACUGGUUUCCAGUGGUAACAAUAAUGUUGGCUCUCUAUCUCAUGGUUAUAGUAGUAACGAUUUUGCCAUUGAAACUGAGGAUCCCUUGGAUUUAACAAACAUGCCUGAACUAGACUCCAUAGGAUAUGGUGUAGAUAAAGACCUGGAUUCUUGGUUAAACAUUUGUGGGGAUGCCUUAGAAGAUGAUGAUGAGGCAGUGGGCCUAGACAUACCGAUGGACGAUCUGUUCACGGUUCUGUGAAGAGAAUGCAGGAUAUUAUAUAUUCCUAUACAUUAUUUGGUGUUUAUGAACUGCACUGUGUUGGUUGAACUCUGCUCAUACAAUUCAUUAGUCUCCAGUUGGCACUCUUAGUUAUGCUUAUUAUUAUUUUUGUAUAUACUGCCAGUCAAUAUCUACAGUACCAAAUAUAGAAGCCCAACAUAGGGUUAAAGAAAUACAGAAAAGAAGAAAAAGGUAGUUCUCAAUUGUUCAUAUGAGAGUAGAGCUCCAUUGGUUGUAACUAUUACAUACAUUACAAAUAAUUUAUAAUUCUGUUGUUAUUUUCUCU
Molecule: messenger RNA, 4388 nt
Organism: Lathyrus oleraceus (garden pea)
Lineage: Eukaryota; Viridiplantae; Streptophyta; Magnoliopsida; Fabales; Fabaceae
Exons: 14
Coding region: 317-4081 (1254 amino acids)
Source: RefSeq, a predicted model, not a curated record